UCUCCGUCCUCCUGGAAUCCAACCGAGGGAAGGCACCCUCAGCUUUCUGUAGAGAAAUGCGUCUUUCUUGUUUGUCUUCUUCCGGCGCGAGUCCAGCCCCGUCCAUUACCUCGGAGUGCCUCCGCGAGUGAGCAGGCCCCAGAAUCCCUGACGGAAACGGGAAAAAGAGAGAGAAAGAAAAAGAAAGACGCCACCGAAAGGUGGCAGUGUUUGACGCUUUCUUGCUGUUGCUGGUGGCUUCUUCUUCGCGCUUCCUCACGCCUCAUUCCAUCGUCGUAAUUCCAGUUACCAUUUUGCGUGUCUUUCUUGCCUUUGCCACCUCCGCUCUCUCUCUCUCUCUCUCUCUCUCUCUCCCCCUCUCCCUCUCCAUAUCCAGCCCUGUUUCUUGUUUCUUUCUUUUAUUUACUCCAAAUCUCCGCGUUUCCGCUGUGCCGUUUUUUUUGUUUUUUGUUUUUUUUCCUUCCACGCAUCUCUCGACUGAUCGGAAGACCCGAAGAAUUUCCAGAUGGCUUUCUGCUCCUUGCUCUGCUGUGGAAUGACUUCCAAUAGGAGGGAGCAUAGGAAGAAGAGUUCGACGACGUGGAGGGUUUUCUCUCUCAAGGAGCUGCAUUCGGCGACGAAUAGCUUCAAUUAUGACAACAAGCUCGGGGAAGGGGGGUUCGGCAGCGUUUACUGGGGCCAGCUCUGGGACGGGUCUCAGAUAGCUGUUAAAAGGUUGAGAGUUUGGAGCAACAAAGCCGAGACGGAAUUUGCUGUUGAGGUUGAGAUUUUGGGUAGAGUAAGGCACAAAAAUCUUCUGACUUUACGUGGAUACUGUGCUGAAGGGCAGGAACGCCUCAUAGUAUACGAGUACAUGCCUAACUUGAGUCUGCUUUCACAUCUUCAUGGUCGGCACUUAGCAGAAUGUGUUCUUGACUGGGGUAGGCGAAUGUCUAUUGCAAUAGGGUCAGCUGAGGGGAUUGCCUACCUUCACCACCAUGCCACACCUCAUAUCAUCCACAGAGACAUCAAAGCAAGCAAUGUUUUGCUAGAUUCAGAUUUUCAGGCACGGGUUGCAGAUUUUGGAUUCGCAAAGCUCAUUCCGGAUGGUGCAAGUCACGUUACCACAAAGGUGAAAGGCACGCUUGGUUAUCUUGCUCCCGAGUAUGCUAUGUUGGGGAAGGCCUCAGAGAGUUGUGAUGUCUAUAGUUUUGGAAUACUCCUCCUAGAGCUUGGUAGUGGAAAGAAACCCAUAGAGAUGCGAAGCCCAGCAGUGAAGCAAGCAAUCACAGACUGGGCUCUUCCUUUGGCUAGGGAGAGGAGGUUCGGGGCAAUUGCUGACCCAAGACUGAAUGGGAACUAUGAGGAGGCAGAACUGAAGAGGGUUGUGCUUGUUGCUCUCAUUUGUGCACAAAGCAAACCCGAGAAGAGACCCACAAUGCUUGAGGUGGUGGACUUGCUCAAAGGGGAGUCCAAGGAGAAGUUAUCAAAUCUCGAAAAUGAUGAGAUGUUCAGGCCAGAACCAACAAUGAGUUGCCAAGGAGUGUCAGGUCCAGAUGAUAACUCAGACUGUAUUACAGAGGAGACGGAUUCAAGAGUUGAUGUGAAACAAGGGACUUAUUCAUUACCUGAAGCAGCAGCACAUAUUAGCUAGUCUUUUAGCAGCAAAUUCCUUCCUGAGUACAAAAGUUCUUUUUUGUGAUUGUAGAUAGCAGAUUUUUUGAUGGUUCUUCCUUGGUUCCAAAUAUAUUCAAAGGGUUUUGGAAAGUAGGGCUUGUAUCUUAUGUGGCUUGCUGUUGUAACCUUCAUAUUGAGGGAUGCUGAGAGGACUGGAAGAAAUGCAUGAUGUUAUAAUGUUCUACAAGGGAUGUGUCCUGUAGUGAUUUGCAUUGUUAGUGUCCUCAAGGUAGACUAUAUGCAUGGUUUAGACUGCACCA
Phoenix dactylifera (date palm) is the source of this 1916-nucleotide messenger RNA. RefSeq names its product PTI1-like tyrosine-protein kinase At3g15890. NCBI's taxonomy places the organism in Eukaryota, Viridiplantae, Streptophyta, Magnoliopsida, Arecales, Arecaceae. Gene Ontology annotation, biological process: protein phosphorylation. The record is from RefSeq and is a predicted model, not a curated record. Gene Ontology annotation, molecular function: ATP binding; protein kinase activity.